GUCAGGCUUGCACAGAUAGAAAACAAACACGCAUCGUUAGUCAUUCGUUCACCGGCAGCCGACGCAGGCGCACGCGUCAUUUGAAAAAAGAACUUCCAUGUGUACAUAGCCAUGUUUGCGUACGCUUUGUUUGUGUUGCUAGUUGCGUACGCGCAUGGUUUGCAAGUGAGCACUAUUGAAGGUACCGUGGAAGGCGGGAAGGCGUCAGAUGGAGAUUAUUAUGCUUUCUACGGUAUACCCUACGCUGGGUGGACGACAGGUCGAAGCCGGUUUAAGGCGCCUGUUCUACCUUCGUGGUAUCCAGGAGUCUUCCCCGCCACUGAGAACACCGUGAUCUGCGCACAGCCAACAACCAGAGGUCUCGUCGGGUCAGAAAACUGCCUCACAGUUAACGUUUUCACGAAAAAUGUUACAAAUCCCAAACCAGUCAUCGUUUGGAUCAACGCUGAAGAGUACACCAAUACGAACACUGAAGUAUUCUCAUAUCGAAGAUUAGUCGAAAAUAAUGUUGUUUUCGUGUCUAUGAACUUUAGACUUUCGAUUUUCGGAUUCCUAUGCUUGAACGUUCAAGAGGCACCGGGUAACGCCGGUUUGAAAGACAUCAUUCAAGGUCUGAAAUGGGUCAAGGACAAUAUUGGCAACUUUGGAGGGGACCCUAAGAACGUUAUUCUAAUGGGUCACGCAUCUGGAGCAGCGAUGGUGGACUUGAUAACGCUUUCACCUCAAAGUGAAGGUCUCGUGCAUAAAGCUAUAAUUCUGAGUGGUUCGAGUCUGGCUUGGGCAGUGUCUUAUGACCCUAUUCAGUCUGCCCAGUUAGUGGGAGAUAAACUUGGUUACGGAGGCAAGGCAAGAGAUGACCUAGCAAAACAUCUAGUCAAAACCGAUAUUAACCUUCUAAAUACGGCCUUGGACGAUUUCAAAUAUUUCAAUAACACACCACAAUUUGCGCCAUGUAUUGAGGACCCCAAAAUAAAUCCUAACUUCACAGUCCUUUCUGACGCUCCUAUCAAUAUUCUGAGAUCUGGAAAAUACCCUCAAAUCCCCGUUAUAUACGGAUAUACAAACAGGGAAGGAACAAUGAGAGCAGCGCAAGCAGACUAUGGCAACUGGUUGAACUACAUGCAGACAAACUUCACCAAUUUCCUUCAAGUGGAUAUGGACUUCGGUAAAAAUAGAACAGCUGUAGCGGCGGCCAUCCGUGAUCACUACUUCGCUAGCAAGGCGAUCAGUAUGGAAACUAUUGAAGACUUCCUAGAUUAUGAAGGAGACACUCUAGUUCUCGUGUCUGUAAUCAAGGCAGCUAAGGAAAGGGCUUUAACCUCUAAGAGUGAGGUCAGAUUGUUGGAGUUCAGUUAUUUGGGCACCAUGAACUCUCACUGGGUGCACAAUCAGAUUCCUUUGAGUGGAGCCAAACACGGAGCCUUCCUCAACUUUUUGUUUGGUUAUGAUCUACGUCCCGUUGAUGAGGCUGUCAGCAAUUCGAUCGUGAAGCGCUUCGUUGACUUCGCAUACAACUGGAACAACACGACUGCCAGUGCGGGUAACAUCGUCAACGUCAAUUUAGUCAACUCAACAGCAACUGUCAAUUCCACCAGUACCAACACAACAGCCAACAUUGCUGGGACCAAUGUGACCUCUUCUGCAGCAAUGACUAAUGGAACUUCUAUUACCAAUGGCACUACUGUUGCCAAUAAUACAAAUAAUGCCAUCCCUGUAACUAAAGGCAAUGAUUGGCCACCAGUCAGACCGAACCUUACCAACUACCUCUUCUAUGGAGGUAAUGGGGCUCCUACUAUUAACAAUGGUUUUAUCUACGUUGAAGAGGCGAGAUUUAACCCUCAUGUGCAAAGAAUGUCUUUCUGGGACAAUCUUUAUGCUAAGUAUUAUGUUGCUCCUACUUUAGCUAGUUCUUCUAGUGUUACAAUUAGUUGUUUUAUAUCUGUUGUCCUUUGUCAGUUAGUUAUGCUUUUGUUUUAAUUAUUGGAGAAUUGGUCACCAAUGUUGGUGACAAAUGUUUUUGUUUUUAAUGUUAUGAAGGUUCUACUUUUAACGAGAAUACUUAGGUAAUGGAUGCUAUUAUCACCAAUAGUUAACCAGUCCUCUGUAUUUAUGAGUAUUAUGUCAGUUCUUUUAUUUGUGUAAAGAAUCACAUCGAAUUUGCAUACUGUAAAGAAUCAAUUAGAGUAGGUGGUGUCGACAUAAAUGUACAAUAUUAUACAUACAGUAUUUUAAUAAAAAUGUGAACGUACCUUUUCAGUUUAGGGCAUUUAAGAACGAUAAAAUGAGACAUUUUAUAAUGAUCUUGAAAUAUCCAAUAGAGUGCAAUUUAAGGUCCCGAGAAUGCAAUAGGUGAAGCAAUUUUAUAUAGUUUUAAAACUAAACGCCAUAUCUACAGUAUUUUAUUUAGAUUAUUUUUUAUUUAUAAGACUUUUGAUGCAUUUUUGUGAUGGUAAUUAAAUAUACAUAUUAAGAGAGAUAAUGCGUCUACGUGAUAAUGACUUAUUAAUGAUAAUUGAGUAUUUACCAAUUUAGAUAUUUUAUUGAAGAUAUUAGAAACAAAUUAAAUUGUUAUUUAGUAGCGAUUAAUGUUGAGUUAUUACAGCCAUAAGACUGGGUACACCGUCCUAUUGGUAUUUGUCUGAAGAUUAUAUAAUUUUAUGAAGGAAAUCCAUCAAUCCCUAUAUAUUAAAUUUUAUGUUAUGAUAGACUAUCUUUACGAUAAAAGGUCGAAUGUAACUUUAAUUCUUACACACAAACAAAAAAUAUCAAUGAAACAACUUCU
This is a messenger RNA of Helicoverpa armigera (cotton bollworm), 2782 nucleotides long. RefSeq names its product venom carboxylesterase-6. The record is from RefSeq and is a predicted model, not a curated record. Lineage: Eukaryota; Metazoa; Arthropoda; Insecta; Lepidoptera; Noctuidae.